CAGACCCGACCCGACCAGAAACUCUCCACGCACGCACGCGACCUGAAGUCUGAACCCUAUCCUCGUCCUCACGCACGCGAUGGAGGAGCCGCCGCCGGCGCUCGCCCGUUCCCCGCCGCCCCUCCCCCAACCUCCGCCGUCCCUCCCCCAACCUCCGCCGCCCCUCCACCAACCUCCGCCGCUGCAGAUGGUCCUCGCCGACGUGUCUGAUUACCCUGCCGCUGCUCCUUCAACGCCAUCAGCGGAACCGUCACCGGCGAUUCCCCUGCUGCUCGCGACGCUGCCGCCGCUUUCGGCCACGGCUGGGCCUCUCACCCGACCAUCCUCUGAGUCUUCGACAGCCUCCGCCCUCACAGCCUCUCCCUCCAAGCAUGUCGCCCAGAAACGUAGGAUUGGGAAUUCCGGCGAGGUGAACAAGGUCGAUGCAGCUCCUCUGCUCGAGAUAUCCAGGCCCAUGGACGACGACAUGGAUGAGGACUCCACAUCCCUCUCUGCAAUUUGUGCUAGGAUGAUACAGUCAUGUAGCUACACGGUAGAGGUACAGGUGUGUGGCACUGGUGGGAAUUCUACAUUCUAUUGGGAGAUUGUUGAGGGUACUAGUACCAACAUGAAGGAUCUGAUGUCCUGCAUUGUUGGAACUUUCUCUUUUCCAUUCUGCUCAGAGGACAAAAUAUUACUUGAGUACUUUAACUGCUUUACUGGAGAAUUUAUUUCUGUGUCAAGUGAUGAAGAAUGCAUGAAAAUGUACCAGAUUUUUCAUCAGAAUAGAAGUGGUCAGUUGAUCAUCAAACAUUGUGACUCAAAUGACAUUGUUGAUGUUCCAUGUGCUCCUUCUAAUCAAACACCAUCUAUAGCACUGCCUAGUAAACCAAGUAAUGAAAAUGGUGAAGAUAGUGUAUCUCUUACAGAUGCAUAUUUAGCUAAUCCACAUGAGGAAUAUGAACAUGUUGGUGUAGAUGAGGAGAACCAGUACUCAAUUGGUAGUGCUGGUUUGGAUAGUGAUGAUGAGAUUGGAGAAAAAGAUAUACCAAAUAAUGAGUAUGUCGAGGAUAGCAGCGAUGAUGAGGAGUGGGUUGCGGAAGAUGCUAGACCGGAUGUUGUUCUAGAAAUAGCUUAUGAUAAAGAUAACCCACCGAUGCAUAUUGGCGCAAAGUACCCUAAUAUUCAAGAGUUUAGGUUGGCAAUUGCUACAUACGCCAUAAAGAAAGAGUUUGAAUUUAAGGUUGAAAAAAGUGAACCUAGUCGAUUCAGGGCUUAUUGUCGCCGGGGCAAAACCUGCACAUGGAGAAUUCAUGUUGGGAGGUUGGAUGACCAAGAAACUAUGGAGAUCAAAGUUCACGUGGAGGAGCACACAUGUUCUAGCACAAAGAAGAAAAAGAAGCAACGUAGUGCUUCAAAGGCAUGGGUAUGUGACAAAGUCAUGGACUGGGUAAAAGAAGAUCCUAGUGUUCGCCCGAUGGAGUUAAGGAGGAGGCUACUUGACAAGUACAAGAUCAAGAUCCAUUACACAAAGGUAUUCCGUGGCAAAGGGCUAGCAAUGGCUAAGUUGUUUGGUGAUUGGGAUGAUUCUUUUGACAAGCUAUAUGCCUGGAAAGCUGAGGUUGAGAAGAGGUCUCCCGGAAGCAUAGUUGCCAUCGACCACAUGGAGUAUGAUCAGAAAAAAUAUUUCAUACGGAUGUUUGUCGGAUUGAAGCCUCUAUGUGAUGGAUUCUUGGCUGGCUGCAGACCGUUCUUGGCGAUAGACAGCACUCAUUUGACAGGCAAGUAUAGAGGCCAAUUAGCUACUGCUUGUGCUAUUGAUGGGCACAAUUGGUUGUACCCUGUAGUAUAUGGAGUUAUCGAUUCAGAAACUACUGAAAGUUGGGUGUGGUUUAUGGAGAAGCUUCGUGAGGCCAUUGGUUGUCCCCCCGGUCUAGCUAUAUGUUCAGAUGCAGGAAAAGGGAUCGAUACUGCAAUAGAACAAGUGUUUGGGUAUGCAGAACAUAGGGAAUGCAUGCGGCACUUGGUUGUGAACUUCAAAAAAAAGUUUCAUGGUAAAGUUUUUGAUGAUCAUUUGUGGCCAGCUGCUUAUUCAUGGACUCCUCGAGCUUUUGACUAUCACAUGGCAGCCAUAGAGGAGAAAAAGGCUUCUGCAAUAGCAUACUUAAACAAGUACCACAACAGGUUAUGGUCAAGGAGCAAAUAUUCAACCUCCUCAAAAGUGGAUUAUGUCACAAAUAAUUUGGCUGAGUGUUUCAACAACUGGAUCCACAAGCACAAAGGUCUAAUGUUGUUUCAGCUCAUGGACAAGAUUAGGAGAAAGAUUACCGUCAAACACGAGAAGAGGAGAAGGGUGGCUACUAAAUUUCAAGGUCGGCGUAUACUUCCAAGUGUCAUGAAGGAGCUGAAUGACAAAAGUAGGGGCCUAGAUAUUGAUUGUGAGAGAAUAGAUGACAUGACUGCAGAGGUGAGUGAGAGUGCUGCGCUAGGUGGCAAGCGCCACAUCACUGAUCUAGCAAAUAGGACAUGUACAUGCAGGGCAUUUCAAGUCUCCGGGAAACCUUGCAAGCAUGCAAUCAGCUUUAUUACUGGAAUUAGGGGAGUCACCAUAGAAGAUUUUGUUGAUGAUUAUUAUAGUGUUGCCAAGUUCACUGCAACUUAUGCCCAUGUUCUUCCUGGCCUGACCGACAUGUCUCAAUGGCCAAGUGUGAAGAAAGAUUUCAUUUUGAAUCCCCCAAUCCUUAGGAGGGCCCCUGGGAGGCCAAAGGUGCAGAGACACAAAAGUGGUGCUGAGAAUAGCAAGAGCCAGGGAAAUAAAGGUCAGCACCAAUGUCCAAUUUGCAAGGCCUAUGGACAUAGAUGGCAAAGUUGCAAAGAUGCUGCUCCGGAAGCACUAGAUGCCUAUGCUGAAGUAGCAAAGCAAAAAAGGGACAAAAGAAAGAAAAAAUCCAUCAAUACGACUACUGGAACUCCACUGCCUCUGCUUCAAGGUCCAAGUGAUGCAAUUGAAGACAAGGUGGCCAAGUCUACCCCAUCGAAGAAAUCUACAAGAUCAAAGGUUAUAUCUGCUGCGCAUGAUAGCCCUGCAAUGAGCACUAGAAGCAAGAAGAGAAUUGCGCCAAACAACCAAGCAACGGCCCCUCCAACCAAAAAGAAGUUGAAACUCUGAAAUUCUGGGCUCGUUUGUUUACAUACUUCACUUAUUCAUGCAUGUCAUGAUUUAUUGGAGAGGUUGUAUUCUUUUGGUUCUAGAUGAUGUGAACCUGAUUAUGCUUUUAGAACAUGUGAACCUGAUUAUGCAUGAUCUGAACUUGGAUCAACUGCUAUUUUGCUGCUGAAAUAUCCCUGUUGUUUCACAUGUUCUAUUAUAUCCCUGUUGUUUUGUUGAAAUGCUAAAAAUAGAGCAAA
Messenger RNA from Lolium perenne, 3387 nucleotides. RefSeq lists its product as uncharacterized. Gene Ontology annotation, molecular function: zinc ion binding. Lineage: Eukaryota; Viridiplantae; Streptophyta; Magnoliopsida; Poales; Poaceae. The record is from RefSeq and is a predicted model, not a curated record.